GCACCGUGAGGACAAAUCGGUUGUUCUAAUUUCCAAUAUGCUACUGCAUUAGAAUUAGCUUAAAUUUUAAACAAUACUCUAUUCUGCGAUCAGCUACACUAAUUGAUGUUCGAACAAUGCAUUUUACGCAUAACAGUCAUUUAAAAUAUCAAAACCAUUAGGUCGAUCCAAUUGUCAAACAAUCAAAUUCAUCAAAUAUGUCGUUCGAUGGAGUGCAAGCCACAAACUGUGAUGCAACCAAGUGUAAGUAUUCAGCCGUGAAGAUGGGCUACUGGCAUGAUAAUUACAUUCAAUAUUUCGUCACUGGCUAUGAACGAAAAACACCGGAGAUCAAUCGUGGGUAUUAUGCUCGUACCAAAGGAGUGGCAAUGUUCAUGGACAAAUUUCUCAUGAAAACUGGAUCAAAUUGUCAGAUCAUUAAUCUUGGUGCCGGGUUUGACACACUGUAUUGGAGACUGAAAGAGAGUGGAGUUAGAAUAAAUAACUAUAUUGAAAUUGAUUUUCCUUCAGUCACGUCCAAAAAAUGUUUUUUAAUAAAAAAAAAUAAAAUUUUGUUGGACACUAUUGGCACACACGAAGAUGAAAUAAAAUUCAUUGGGCCAGAGUUGCAUUCAAAUGAUUACCACAUAAUCGGCACAGAUCUUAGAAAUCUAACAGAACUGGAUAAGAAAUUAUGUCAAAGUGGCAUUAAUUUUGAAAUACCCACUUUGUUCCUAACUGAAUGUGUUCUUGUUUACAUGGAGCAAGAAAGUUCGUCAAUGUUACUUCAAUGGAUUGCCAAGAAGUUCAACGACAUUUUUUUUAUUAACUAUGAACAAGUAAAUAUGAAUGAUAACUUCGGACGAAUCAUGUUGGACAACUUGCGCAGUAGAGGAUGUCAAUUAGCUGGUGUUGAUGCAUGCUUAAGUCCUCAAACACAAAUAGAUAGGUUUGUAAGAGUUGGUUGGGAUAGUGCACGUAGCUGGAAUAUGAUAAAUAUUUACGAAUACUUGCCAGUUGAUGAUAGAUAUCGCAUGGAAAGAUUAGAAAUGCUUGAUGAACUAGAAUUACUUCAACAACUGUUGCAACAUUAUUGCAUUACAAUUGCGUGGAAAGGAGGUACUAUGGCAGAUGUUGAUCAUUUAUAGCAAUUACAGCGGCAGGUUAUUAACGACAUUGUUCAUAACUUGCAUAUUGGAUGUUAAACAAGUUAACAUCCUUCCACAACCGUUUUCUGAAUGUUACUUCUAAUAGGAUGUACUGUAUAAAUUGCUUAUUCUUGAACAUUUAUCAUUUAAA
Messenger RNA from Sipha flava (yellow sugarcane aphid), 1278 nucleotides. Its product is annotated as leucine carboxyl methyltransferase 1. The coding region runs from base 198 to 1127 and encodes 309 amino acids. Gene Ontology annotation, molecular function: protein C-terminal leucine carboxyl O-methyltransferase activity. Gene Ontology annotation, cellular component: cytosol. The transcript is spliced from 5 exons. The record is from RefSeq and is a predicted model, not a curated record. NCBI's taxonomy places the organism in Eukaryota, Metazoa, Arthropoda, Insecta, Hemiptera, Aphididae. Gene Ontology annotation, biological process: C-terminal protein methylation.